UCACGCCGGCAAAGGCCUUGUCAGAAGGCUUGAGGCCCAGCUCACGCUGUGCAAGACGACAGGGCCCUUCCCGAGGCGCGCGUGCGCACGGCCACUUGCACCCUGCCCUUUCAACCCCGUCGUCUCGUGCCCAGCACACCUUGGCUGCAACUGGUGGGGGCGUGGCCUGGCCUCAGGAACGCACUCUUGCUCUGCUCUUUACGCCUCGCGCAGGAUCCUCGCGCCGGGAGGAUUCGCACCCAACCCCAAGCCCGGUUGGGAACGUGGUGUCUGAGACCGUCUGGGACCCCCACGCGCGCGGCCGUCUUUCCGGGACCCGCGCGAGACGCUGUCUGAUCGGGCUCCCUAGAGUGGGGCCCGGAGAAACCAGAACGGCGGGGACAGCCUCACGCCAUUUUGCACGCCCUGAGAUGUUCAGUUCCAGCAGAUGCUUGUGUUCCUCUGAACAGCCCAGAGCUAGUUCAGUGGGUCCCAGUGACAGGACCUUGGUUUUGUGCUCCCUAGUGGAAGGGGAAGAUAAGGUCAGCCCCUCUGAACCACAUGGACUGAGAAUGGAGAAGAAAUGGUUGCUCAAAGGAAAAUUGAGGAAUCAGAGGAACCAAAACCAGCUCCUGUCCCCAAAAAAGAAGCAGAGGAAAAACCACACUAGCAAGCUGCACGAGUUGGCACUGCUGCUGCCCAUAGCCCUGAAGACGGGGACCAAGAAGCUCACAAAGUCCCCAGCCAUGCUCACCCUGAUCUGCCCUUUAGGCUGCUGGUGCCAGGGCAGUGUCCAGGAUGACGUGCCUUUCCCUGCGCUCCUGGCCCAGGAAGAUGCAGCGAGGAUCCAUUUUCUCAACAAGACCCAGCCCUAUCCCAGGCAGAAGCUGGUGUUCUAUGAUUCCAGCGAGGAUGUGGACAAAGGGUCCCUAGAUGCUGACCCUUGGCUUCCUGCCUGGACCCCAGAGAACAGCCCCCAAGGAAGCCCACUGUCCCUGGGGCCUCCCCAGAUUGAUGUCUGGAGUGGAACAGGCCACCCAAGUGAGAUCCUCAGGCUCAGCCCUAGCCUUUUCAGCUCCCCAGGGAAACUGCCGCCAGACGAGAUCUUGGAGGAUGGCACAGAGUACCUGACCCAAGCAGCUUUCUUUGAAGAAGUGUGCUUAGAUCUGGAGUCUUCACCUUCAGCCUACACGCAGGAGGCUCCACUGGAGAAGGACACAGCCUCCAAGGCCCCCAAAGACCCUCCUGAGUCCCACAGCCUGCACCGGUCCUCAGUCUCGCUGGACCACUGCUACCUCUCACUGAGCGGGAAUAGCAAGGUGCCAUCCAACUCUAGCUCCAGCUCCAGCUCUAGCUCCAGCUCGGAGGACAGCGACUCAGAGCCCCUGUGGAAGCAGCCAGAGGAUAUGCAGGCCAACCCUGCGGGCAUGCCGGGCUCCAGCGAAGAGGACGAAGACACCACAUGGACCCCCACCCGGCCGACCUCACCCCUGCCAGCAGCCGAGAAAAAGGCCAGGAAGGGCCAAGCAGCCAGGGCCCCUGUGAAGCCCAAGGAGAAGAAGAAAGGCCCCUGCCUACCCCAGAUGAAGAAGAAGUGUGUCAAUGGCUUCAUCAUGUUCUGCAGGAUGAACCGGAAGCAGUACAUCCGAUCCUGUCCUGGAACCGCUUCUACAGCUGCCACCAAGGAGCUGGCCCAGCUGUGGCGGGUGAUGACCCAGCAGGAACGGAGGCCAUACUGCACCAAGGCUCGCAGGUUCAGCCGCCAGCACAACCGCAUCGUGAAGCAGGAUGGCUCCAGCAGCGAGGCUGAGGACUGGGAGACGCCCAAGCCCUUCUACCAGCUGCUGGCCGAGAAGGCCUUGCCGCUGCCCACGCACAUCCAGUGA
Messenger RNA from Piliocolobus tephrosceles (Ugandan red Colobus), 1865 nucleotides. It is a transcript of the gene MEIOSIN, whose product is annotated as meiosis initiator. Lineage: Eukaryota; Metazoa; Chordata; Mammalia; Primates; Cercopithecidae. Bases 411 to 1865 code for a protein of 484 amino acids. The record is from RefSeq and is a predicted model, not a curated record. The transcript has 12 exons.